AUGUCGAAGUAUUACAUAUUACAGACCCCAAGUUUGUUGAACGCCUCUUCGACGAAAAUGACCUCUACUGCAGGCCAACUGGAACGAAGUCUAGGAAAACUUCAGAUCUUAGAGUCUGACUCACAAGAAAUGUCCACUACGGUGCAUUGGGUGCCCUCUAAAUGCAGCUCAGACGUAUCGCAAUACGUUCUCGUAAGGCCUCCCUGUGCUCCAUGUGGCAAUCGUCGGCUGUUUGGUUUUCCUGUUGUCAAGAGAGAAGCUUGGGACAUUGGGACAAUUGCUUUCAAGCAAAUUUGGCCAGAUGAAACUUUACCAGACGACCAUUUCUUCAUCGCCAUGAAUUCCCUUACAUUCCUCAAGAUAUAUCUCAGGCUUCGCGUUUGUACUAUGGCACGUGAAAAGGUGGCUGGAGACUCGAAGAAUAUCCCACCGGAGUGUAUAUCAUCCAGAAAGGUGCUGGUGUUAGUAUUGUGGAGGGAUACAGAAUCCGAGGAGACCUGUCCAACGCCAAGUCAAGUGCAUUCCCUGGAGGUGAAGCUUAAACGCCCACCGGGAUGUUCCAUGACUGGUCGUGGUACUACCUACCCCGCUUGUACCAACCUCAUUCAGUUUUAG
Molecule: messenger RNA, 615 nt
Organism: Suillus bovinus
Lineage: Eukaryota; Fungi; Basidiomycota; Agaricomycetes; Boletales; Suillaceae
Exons: 3
Coding region: 1-615 (204 amino acids)
Source: RefSeq, a predicted model, not a curated record